This is a messenger RNA of Pyricularia oryzae 70-15, 936 nucleotides long. RefSeq lists its product as uncharacterized. Gene Ontology annotation, cellular component: mitochondrion. The record is from RefSeq and is a predicted model, not a curated record. The transcript is spliced from 3 exons. Gene Ontology annotation, molecular function: methyltransferase activity. Lineage: Eukaryota; Fungi; Ascomycota; Sordariomycetes; Magnaporthales; Pyriculariaceae. The coding region runs from base 1 to 936 and encodes 311 amino acids.
AUGGAAAGCCAGUCAAAUAUCCCCGGAUUUGGCAAGGCUUCUCCCGUCAGACACCUUUGUAUGCGCCGAGGCCUCGGUGAGCCUUUACAGUAUUUGCUAGGCACGCAGCCCUUUGGGAACUUGGACAUACUAUGCAGGCCGGGCGUGUUGAUUCCUAGACCAGAAACCGAGGCCUAUACAAUCCAUCUGGCGGAUCAAAUCCGUUCAGGGGUACUGCCCGCCUUGGGAUCUCCCCAUGAUGUGAUAAAUCGCGGCGGGCUCCGAAUCCUUGAUAUAUGCACCGGCACCGGAUGCAUCCCUCUCCUGCUGGGGUCUCGUCUGGCUCGACGUGGGUUGGUGAGUGAGGUCCGCGGCGUCGACAUCUCCCCCAGGGCUCUACGCCUAGCCCGAGACAAUACCGCCCAUAACGGGGAGCUCCUGCGAAAUUGCGAGGCACAGUUCCAAAAGCUGGACGUCUUCGCCGUCGAGGAUGCUCACACAGCAAGCAGCCUGGCCGAGGACGGCAGCUGGGAUGUGGUGACUUGCAACCCGCCCUACAUAUCAGAGGCAGGUUUCGCACGCGACACGACCCGAUCCGUGAGGAACUUUGAGCCGAGGAACGCCAACGUCCCAGAGGAGCGGGACCUAGGCGGGUUGUACGGCACAGUUAGGCCCGAGGACGUCUUCUAUGCGCGAGUGCUGGACAUGUGUCGAGAGCAGCUGCGACCUCGGGUGGUGUUCUUUGAGGUUGGCGACUUGGAGCAGGCGAAAAGGGUCGCUGGUAUGGCUUUACGGGAUCAUGCCCAGGUUGAGAUUUGGCGUGAUCUGCCUGACGUUAUGCCUGACAGUGAUGAUGGAUUUGCCAGUAUUAGCAUUGAUGGGGUGACCGUGGCCGCCAAGGGGAGUGGCCAUGGUAGAGGCGUGCUGAUCCAGUAUCAUGGUGGAAACGGUCGAUAA